This is a messenger RNA of Ictalurus punctatus (channel catfish), 5044 nucleotides long. RefSeq names its product myotubularin related protein 14 (gene mtmr14). Bases 722 to 2605 code for a protein of 627 amino acids. The record is from RefSeq and is a predicted model, not a curated record. The transcript is spliced from 19 exons. Gene Ontology annotation, molecular function: phosphatidylinositol-3-phosphate phosphatase activity. NCBI's taxonomy places the organism in Eukaryota, Metazoa, Chordata, Actinopteri, Siluriformes, Ictaluridae. Gene Ontology annotation, biological process: dephosphorylation.
AGCGCGUCAGUUUCCUGUUUACUACUCGCUGCCGUUCCAUGUCUGCUACUCGGAUUGCAACAGUUUGAACGACCCGAGUUUUACUGUAGGAGCUCAACACUGCUUUGCUGGUGUGUUUUCCGCACCAGUGACCAUUCUGCCAUGGUAUACUAAUUUGAACAGCGUCGCAAUAUUUAGAUUUUAAUUGAAAAAUGAAGACGUGACAUUGAAGAACGUGACCAGGCCGGGAGUCCUCUGGGUUUCCUAAGUGGAGUGUCCGUUAUUGGGUCGGGUUGAAGUGUGGAUAUUCGGACUAAGAAAUUAUGAAACUGCUCAGUGGACGAGAAGCUCCGUGUUCAAGCAAAGCCGCUGUCUUCUGUUGUGAACGGACAAAUCUGACAGCUUGCUAGCUUUGCUUUUUCCGGACUGUUUACGUGUUGUUGUAACACGAGCCUGUGAAAGGCUUUAGCUCGUAAGCUAGGUUGUGUAGCUUCGUGGUCCCCCCCAUAUUAGUCCCUGUUACUGAGAUUGAGUAGUUAACUAGCUGACUCGGCUAGUUAACUUACCAGCCGGUACCCUGAACUCUCGACGUCUCCCCGGCUCCGGCCCCCUGAAGCGGGCGGUGAGGAAAAAGCUGGCCGGGAAGGGAUGGCCUGGAGGCGGCUCCCGGCCUCACGGAGCGGCGCUGUUUGAGGGAGGUCGAGUUCGCAUCGAGCACGAGGCGACGGGCCGCGGAGCGGUGAUGGCCACCGGCAGCUUGAGUGCUUCUGGGGCAACAGCGCGGAAGAGCGAGGACAUAGCAGAUCUUAUAGACCUGUUUUCCAAGAAUCAGUACAGAGCGAAGGAGGUAACCCCACAGGUGGAGAGAAUAGAGAAGCGAUGCCUGGAACUGUUUGGCCGUGACUACAAGUACUGUGUGAUCCAGAACAGCAAUGGGGAGGUGUGCGGCCACUACCCUCGCCACAUCGUCUUCUUGGAGUAUGAAUGCACCGAGCCCAAUAAAGAAAGUUUUGAGAGUACAGUGCAGAUCAACAAGUUGCAGGAUCUGGUGAACCGCAGUAAGAUGGCCCGUUGUAGAGGGAGAUUUGUCUGUCCAGUCAUACUCUACAAUGGCAAGCAUGUGUGCCGGUCAUCCACGCUGGCAGGCUGGGGGGAAUUAUAUGGACGCACUGGUUACAACUACAUCUUCUCAGGGGGCUCUGAUGACACAUGGGCAGAAUCAGAAGAAGUCCCAGAGGAUGAUUCUGCUGUCCGGAAUGGAGAUUCACAGCUGUUUGAUAAAGUGAGGGGUUCAGACAUUAAGUUGCUGAAGUAUCUGUCUGUGCGCUACAUCUGUGACCUUAUGGUGGAGAAUAAGAAGGUCAAGUUUGGCCUCAAUGUCACCUCCUCUGAGAAGGUAGACAAGGCCCAGCGGUAUGCAGACUUCACCUUGCUCUCUGUGCCUUACCCAGGGUGUGAGUUCUUUAAGGACUACAAAGACAGAGACUACACCGCUGAGGGACUGGUCUUCAACUGGAAUCAGGACUUUGUGGAUGCUCCUUUGACAAUCCCUGCAUGCUUUACGAAGAACCUGAAUAUUGACUGGAGUGAAUAUCAGUCAUGGGACCUGGUGCAACAGACACAGAAUUAUCUGAAGCUGCUUCUGCACAUCAUCAACAGUGAUGAUGAAAGUGGUUUGUUGGUGCACUGUAUAUCAGGGUGGGACAGAACUCCACUCUUUGUGUCACUCCUCAGACUCUCACUUUGGGCUGAUGGUGCUGUUCAUGCAAGCCUGGAGCCAGAUGAGAUACUGUAUCUGACCAUCGCCUAUGACUGGUUCCUCUUUGGUCACAUGCUGCCUGAUCGUCUCUCUAAAGGAGAGGAAAUUUUCUUUUUUUGCUUCAAUUUUUUGAAGCACAUUGUGUCUGAGAAUUUCUCAGGCAUUAAGAAACCGAGGAGGAAAAACUCUCAGUUCAAAGACACUGAUUUCACAGUGGAUGACCUCUGUCAGCUAAAGUCCAAGGACAGGGGUAGUAUGACCAGUUUGAGUAGCGAUUUCUCUUUAAUCACUGAGGAUACAGCUGCUCCCUCCAGUCUGUCUGCUGAGCCUGUGGAUAUGAUCUCUAGCGGAAGAAAAGCUAUGACCUCGUCUCCUCAGACAGUGCUUUGGAACCGCUCAGUCCCAUUUGAGGAGCGACUACCUCAUCCACUAACAGAGGGCAGGUCCUCAAGCUCAUCGUCCUCCAACCACUCAGAGCAGGGUUUUAUCCAUACAGGCAGCAGCCCAUUGGCUGUGCCGGGGAGAAGGUCCAUGGUGGAGUAUGCUCGUUCGGGGUCUUCUAUCUCUACAGAGUAUGGUAGCUGGCAGAUUGUCUCAGGCUGUGGGAGCAUCCAUGAUGCAGCUCCUCUCCCUUUGGAAUCCCCCCUUCCCUUCAGCUUCCAAGAUGAGGGGCCCAGCGGCCGCAUGUGUACAUUUGUAUCCGAGAGGCAGGCUCGGCUGGAGGCAGUAAGAGAGUUGUUCCUGGCAGCUUACAGCUCCACAGUGGGGCUGAAGUCCUCCUUUCCAAGUCCAUCUGGAGCAAUCUCUGGUCUGCUGGAGCAGUUUGCUCGUGGUGUUGGCCUCCGAGGCACCAACGCCAUUGUCUGAACUCAACUUCCCCUUAUGUUCUGUCCUCUUUUCCUCAGUUAUUUCCAACUCUCCAUCUUCUGUUUGGUAGCAAUGAAUCACCAAGAGAAUGGUUCCUACUUCUGCUGGUCUCCUUAGUCUGACAGUUUAUAUCAUUUUAAUCUCUGAGCCCUCCAUUUGAUGUGAUUCAUCAUCCAGUGAUCCAACAUUUCAGGUAGUCCAUAUUUAUAAUAAUCCCGCCAAAAUUUGUGUUCCAAAAUCCCGAUGCAUCACGUUGCUUCUGUGCGACAUUACACGUGAUUUCCAAAUAGAUCUGUAAAAACUCCAUCCAUCUGCUUCUUCUGUUCAUUUUUCAUUGCCCUGUUUCCCUUCACUAUGCACACCAUAUUCCAUCAGGACUUAAAAGUGCCAAUCUUAAACCUUGGGGCUACCUUUUAUUUCUUAGUUUGUUUUUAAUGGUUUUUACACACCGAAUUUGACUGUUGAGGCACCUCUAGUAAUUAUUUUUUUUCAUUUAUGUCCCUUUCCAGCUUUUAUGUAUAAUACCUUUAUAGUGAAUGGCAUGAUUUAAGAUCCUGAACACAACAAAGGGAAAAGACUUGUUUUAACUCUUCCUAUUGCUGUAGCUGUUUCUGCUACAAGAAUAUGUAGUAAUGAACAAAUUCUUAAAAUGUAAUUUCUAUGUGGACCUCAAAGGCUGUGCCUCUUUUGGGGCAUCAAAACUAUGAACAUAUUUUGUAAAUGGUCUUUGGAUUUAAUUGUUUAUGAUGCCUCUUUUUGUCUUAAGUUUCACUUAAACACUUGAAUACAUAAAGCAUUAUGAUCUGAAGUGUAAGUAACAAGUAAAAACUGCUGCAUGCAUGAAUCUGGAAAGAAGGAUGAACGUUUUCUUUCUGAAUAGGAGAUGACAUUUUUUUUUUUAUUUCAGAAAAACAGGAGGUUUUUGUGGUUGCUCUGCUUAGACAAAGGUUUUGUCAUUUAAUAAUUGUCAUUAACAGUGAGGUUUUCAGAUGUCUCUCAUUAAGCUAUUUUAACAGCACAGUUUGUCUCAUUUGUUAAUGUAAAAUGUUGCUGUUACUCCUGGCUAGUGUGUUCAUUUACACUUCAGCAAAAAAAAAGUAAGCAGGAGGCCCACUGCAUAGCCUCAUACAUUUUGGUGCAUCUAUCAGAAGAAGUUAUAACGUUGUAUUUAUGACAUUUAUGUAUUUGUCUCAUGCUCACUGGCUGUGAACUCAGAACUACUACUGGUUAGAAUCACAUAAUUUCCUGUUUGGCCCUACAAUCCAUUGAAUUUCCAAAAAUCUUUGCAGUAAUAUGAUUUCACGGCACGAAAAUAUUAACAAAUGUUUGCUUUCAUGUAAUCUGUUGUACUUUUUAGCUUCAUUCUGGCUGUACCUGGCAGUGAAGUGUAACCACCACACCUUACUUACAAUGUCAUCAGUGCCAGCUACUGAAGCCGUUUUGAUAAAUUUUGGUUAUGGCAAAUGUUGCUAUGAUGCUUGGUAGUGAUUGGUUACAUGUUGAAUAUGAAAUUAAGACAGCACUUGAAAUUUAGCAUUUUAACACUUAUGUUCUUAAUGCCAAAUGGUUUUGAUGGCCUUUUUUAAAAAAAUGUUUAAUUUUUUUUUUUUUUUUUUUUAACCUCAGGACCACCACAUGUUGUGCCUUUCUUUCUGUUAAUAGUGGGCUACAUUUUAGAUUAUUUCUACCUGGGAAUUGUGGUGUGUAUCUUUUUAAAUUUUAAACACUUUUUUUUUUUUUUUUUUUUUUUUUUUUACAUUUUUUAAAAAAUUAUUAUUAUUAGUUGUCAGUCUAGCAACAUUUGAAUACUUUUUGGGAAUGGCAUGUUGCAAACCUUGGCAAAGGUUUUGUUUUUAAAGGCUUGUAUUCCCCCCAAGUUUAUUUGGUUAAACUGUAACUAAAUGACACAACUUUGGAAUGAUCAAUGUAAGAGCUUUUGAGUGUCUACAGUUACUCUGAUCAAUCUGUUCUUACAUGGAUUCCACACUAACAUGUCUUGGGCUCAUAAAAAAUAGACAUCUGGCAUUGAAACUACUAUAGCAAAUUACUAUAGCAAUAGCAGUCAAGCACCUUGCAUGACCUUGCUUGUUUUUUUUUUUCUUUCAUUGCUUGUUUUCUUUCAAAUGAUCCAAAAUUUCCACAAUUCAUUUUCCACACGAAAACUCAAGUGGGUCGACUUUUUAAUUUGGAAACGUACCUUUUAACAAUAAUCUUUUCCUUAACCACAUUAUAAUGAAAAUUUCAUUUGCACUUAUUCUGUGCUGUUUAUCGAGAGUGGUGCACUCGUUGUCUUUGUACAGUGUGUGUUUUUUUUUUUUUUUUUUUUUUUUUUUUUUUAAAUUUUAUUUUAUUGGUUCCUUAAUAUCUCAUUACAGUGGCUGAGGAGAUAUGUGGGACAGAUGCUCUUCCAGUGAAAAUAAAAGAAGAAUUUAAAAGUAA